UUUUAACUAUUUUUUCUUUUCACCAAACACAGAAUGUUAUGUCUAAGCGUUCUCUCAGAAUUAUGGCUAAUCACUCAACAAAUCCUCACCUUCCACAGCCACCCCAACAAUUCAUUAUUCGACUCUUUAUUUCAACUUUUAUUUGGCGCUGUGUUAGCAACAAGUAUGGUAUUAGCUAUUUGGCUAGAAAAUUGUACCCUUUUAUUGCCCUAUCUGUUAAUGCAAAGUGUGGGUCUAUGCGCUUUUUUAACAAUUUUCUUGGCUUUAAUUUAUAUUGUGGUGUUGGACAGGGAUUUGGAAACUAUUGAAUUUUUACUUGAUAAGUAUUCGCCAGUAAGUCUGGAUGAAGGAAUGAGUGAUGGAUACAAAAGUUUGUUUCGACAACUUUCUAAAGAGAUAUAG
Molecule: messenger RNA, 402 nt
Organism: Meloidogyne enterolobii
Lineage: Eukaryota; Metazoa; Nematoda; Chromadorea; Rhabditida; Meloidogynidae
Source: the annotation of a GenBank genome assembly